Molecule: messenger RNA, 1485 nt
Organism: Candidozyma duobushaemuli
Lineage: Eukaryota; Fungi; Ascomycota; Pichiomycetes; Serinales; Metschnikowiaceae
Exons: 2
Coding region: 1-1485 (494 amino acids)
Biological process (GO): transmembrane transport
Cellular component (GO): membrane
Molecular function (GO): transmembrane transporter activity
Source: RefSeq, a predicted model, not a curated record
AUGGAUAAACUUGAAAAGACUGAAGUGGAGAAAUCUGAAGUGUCACAUAUUGAAAGCAAUAUUGAAAGCGGCACAAAGUCAAGGGAUUUUUUUGAGGUUGAAAAACCUGAACUGUUAAAGCAGUACAGCGAUGAAGAGAUCGAUAAAUUCCACAAGAAGAUUACUCGAAAAGUCGACUUGAGAUUGAUUCCUAUGUUGGUGUUUUUGUACAUUUUAAACUAUCUUGACCGAAAUAACAUUGCAAGCGCUAGACUAGGUGCAUUGGAAGAGGAUUUGAAUUUGAAGGGUAACCAAUAUGAGACUUGUAUCUCCAUUCUUUUCGUUGGUUAUAUUCUUAUGCAAAUUCCUGCUAACAUGUUUUUGAACAAGUUCAAAAAACCAUCAAUUUUUCUUGCCUCAAUCAUGGGUGCUUGGGUACAAUUUCCCUCUGUACUGCUGCCGUCCAGGGCUUUGGUGGACUACUUGCCUUGUCUCUAUGUGUUGUCCUGUUGGUAUACAAGAAAGCAGCUUGGCUUCAGAAAUUCCUUGUUGUAUUCUGGAUCUUUACUUUCUGGUGCCUUUUCAGGUUUGAUUGCCGCUGGAAUUGUUGACAACAUGGACCACCUUCAUGGGUUGAGAUCUUGGAGAUGGCUUUUCAUUAUUGAAGGAGGAGUUACAGUGGGAGUCGCUCCAUUGGCUUACUUAGUCUUGCCUGAUAUGCCUCACAACUCAAAAAUGUUGAAUGAUUUUGAAAAGGAUGUCCUUUUAUACAAAAUUAGAUGCGAAACAGGACAAGAUGACAGCGAUGAGACAAACGAAGAAUCAUACUGGGGUGCUUUCAAGUUGGCUGUCUGUGACGUUAAAGUUUGGGCAUGUUGCGGUAUACUCUCAUGGUUGGUCUCAGCAGCAGGUGUUACUAAUUUCUUUCCCUCCAUUGUUGAGACACUCAACUUCGAUCGUGUCAUCACUUUGUGUCUUACUGCUCCUCCGUAUAUCCUUGCUGUCAUAAGUACCUUCAUAUGGGCACUUCAUGCUGAUAAAACAGGAGAACGUUUUUGGCACGUUGUUUCCCCUCUACUUAUUGCAUUGGCAUCGUUUAUUAUUUCAGUGUCUACCUUGAAUACCGGUGCGCGAUACUUUGCUAUGGUAAUCAUGGUGCCCUCAAUCUAUUGUUCGUUCACCACAAUUUUAUCUUGGAUGUCCAACUCUGUUCCCCGUCCACCAUUGAAACGUGCCAUCGCACUUUCUUUGUUGAAUUGCUUGUCGAACUCAGCUUCGAUCUGGAAUGCUUACUUAUAUCCAUCAUCUGCUGCUCCACGUUACACCGUUGCAUUCACAUGUAAUUGUGUUUUUAUCGCACUUGCAAUUGCUUGCGCAGUUGCAUUAAGGUUAAGAUUGCAAAUUUUGAACAGAAGAAUCGAUAAUGGAACCAUGAACUGGGAAAAUGAGCUAGGCAAAGGAAAUGACGGAUCGGAAGUUAGGGAUGACUUCAGAUACUUGAUUUAG